AUGGCCUCCCUUCGCUCAAUCGGGGUCCACAAGCCCUCCGCCCUGCAGUAUCUGGUCCAAGAGUCCAUCCUGACCGACGAUAGCACCGACCGCGACUAUGUCUGGGACACCUACACCGACGACAGCCCCGAUGGCUACACCGACGAGCUCGUCACCACCGAGUAUCAUGUGAUUUGGUCGCGAGGUGGUGUUAUACGCAAGGUCUUCAACUUUGAAGUUGAGAAAGAGAAGGUCAAGCAGGCGCUCUUGACAUGGUUCUUGGUAGACGAGCCCUCCCAUGGCACCUACGAGCCUACCGACAACUCGUCAGAACACAAGUCUGCCGACCCUGCAAAGGGCUUCCUCACACAAGGGACCCAGCCUGCUACCGAUCCCACUGCGCCAGCCAGUCCCACAACGCCCACGGUGGAGAAGCUAUCGCGUGCUCUCGUCGUGUUCCUGAAGUCGCAAGCACACGUCUUCUUCCUCUCGGGCACCACACACAUCGUAAACCUCCCCUUCGAGGUGGACAAAGCCUUUCCUGCAGCACGGGGUGUUGUGCUACAGAGGAAGCUUGCUCCUUUACACCCUGUGCCCACCAGUCCGCAGUUGCCGUCGGCUCCACAGAACUCCUUCCUCACGAACAACCAGUCUUUCCUCUCACAACAAUUCUCCUUUUCACAGAGCUUUCAUAAACCCCACCGGCGGCAUGGCUCUUCAAUGGGCGCAUCGCGACAUGGUAAAUCUCGCCUGUCGUGUGCAAACACGUUUCUUGAUGAUUUGAUCAACCCUGUUGCGCCUCUAAAUCCAGAGUCGAUACCCAGGUUAUAUUCCUUCACAGACCCGCUGUCGGAGCUGGGACUGGUGGUCAGCGUUGUUGCAGGUGGUGAUCGCAGCAGCUUCUUGACCUCCCAAGGCUCAGGUCAUCGGCGACUCGAGGCAAUUGACAAAGCUGAGGAGAUCAUCUACGUGUCUCCGCGGAACGAGAUUCUGUUCGAUCGCAGUGGUAAUGACAAGCCUCUUCUACUAGUAGUCACAGCAAACCACGAGACUAAUGUAUUUACCAUCUGGUCUGCGGCCUAUCUUGAGCCAAAAUCAAUAUCAAGUUCUCGCAAACAGCACAUCCCUCUGCCAGUAGCCAAGUCUCGACGCCGUAGCUCAUAUGGCGGCACUGCACCAGGAACAGGCGCAACUACGCCAGCAAUUCGUGGAGCUGACAGAUUGAGGGAAAGCUUUGGUGGUGCUCCACGCAGCAAGACUCAGCCCCCAUCCUUCAAGAUCACCAAGGAACGUCUCUCUGACCAAGCAGUCGACGACGCUCUUGCCUCACAGCUCAAUCCCGACUCUGAUAUCACCCGCCAGCCAAAGGAGUCCAGGCGAGUAAGCUCGCUGUUGUCACGGGCUGAACUUUCAACGAGCUUUGACAGAAGCGCGUUUCAGGACAUGGCAACUUCCCGCACCAGUAUUGGUGGCAGCUUCAAUGCAAGUCAGCGAAGUAGGCACUCACUGGGUCACGAUCGUACAAGUUUUGGUGGCUUCUCACAAUCUCGGAAUCGAGCCUCCACCCCUGGUAGCGUUACAUCCCGAAUGAGCUUAGGUGCUGUAUCGAUUGAUGACACCCUGGACGAUGUCAUGGACGAGGAUACAUUCGACACUAUAGAAGAUUACGAUGAGCUUGAUGAUCUGUUUGCACCGCCUGAUGGUAAAGGAGGACCGCAACCUGGAGAUGGACUCCACAAAGAGCUCAUCAUCAGUGUCAUCGCAGAGCUCCCAGUUACACAAUACCUCAAAAGUGGCCUCUUUGCCCUUGGGAACCCUUCGAGUUCUGAGGCAAUCUCACGAAGAAGACUAUCACCAUCCGCAUCGGCGACCCAGUCGGGGUCGGCCAGUGCGGCUCCUCGAUAUGCUUGCGUUCCGAAAUUUGUCAGCUCGCGACAGCUAGAUAACGCACUGGAUCUUGUGAAAGUUCGUGACGGCCAUGUCGAGCGAAUCGCGCAACUCAAUUCAAGAAAUCCCCAGGAACCUUGUUUAUCGUUGACUGCAGGUUGGGGUAGCCACCUACCGGUGAAGCUCACCUUGGAUUCCAUGAAGAUGUUUGAUCCGUAUGCCAUCAUACAACGCGAUCAAACCAGAGCAACGGUAGGGUCAAGACGAAUCAUAAAACCGAGUCAGCCGUUACGAGGGCUAUCGUCAUUAGGGAAAAGCGGCAAAUUAGAGCUACAUGACGGUGAGCUGCGUCGCCAUCGGAUGGUAUUGCGUCUGUCUCCCUCGAAUGGCUAUGUUGCUGAACUCUUCCGAGUGCUUUCAACGGUUCUGCCAAACUAUGCAGGCGAAUUUCUACUGGAGAUUUGGUGGAACAUUCGCAAAUCGCUAUCGGAUGAGGGAGCGGAGCAUGUGAGUGCUGAUUGGACAGCUUUCGUAGCGACUCUGCUCACUCUCGCGGUACCCUUCAUCGAUGAGAAGAAGGGGAAGACGGUCACUCGUGCAAAGUCAACUCAGCGAAGAAGUUCUGGGCGUCCUGCAAGCCAAGCCAAGCCAGACGAGUUAAUUGAUGACGAGGACUCAGCAUGGCGUCUUAUGUGCAAUCGCCAGACGUCGACACCGCAGGCCAAGAGUUGGGGAUCCUCUCCCUGGGCCUGGGCUUUGCACUCUAGCCCGACAUCAACGGCGAUGAGUCCGCCGGCCAAGCGUGACUCACUGCAGCGCCAGUUGCCAACAGUUGUUCAACAGAUCAGCAUUAAGAACGGCAUGAUACCAACUUGCCUUGAACUUGCUCGUCAAUAUGUCCAGUCACCGAUCGGCAAAGCCACCAAUGACCAUUGGAGACGACUGUCUCCCUCGGAGAAGCAGGAUCUUCGCAUAUCGUCUUUGUCUGAAAUUGUGGUGUCGCUCCAUCUCUUCCGUGAAGAGCGCAAGCUUGACACCCUGUGCCAAGAUUUCUCUGAUAUGCAACAUGGGAAUCUCGCACCCGUGUUAGCACAGAUCGGGCACUGGCUUCGUUGGGAAGCAUGGGAUUGGAGACAGGGUGGAUUCUUCGAUCUUGAUGGGGGUUCAAGUCAGGAUUGGGCAUAUGACGAAACCACAUUGAUCAGCAAAGUUCGGCUGCAUGCACAGCCAUGGGAUGCACCUCCCUCAAUCAUGGAAUGGAUUAGCACUGUCACAGGAUCCCAGCAUUAUGCCCCAUUCCCCACACUGGCGAUGCUCAUACGGAAGUCCAAAGCCUCUCCACACUCGUCCAUCAACAUCGACGAGAUCAUCGCCGGGGUAACGCCCAGGACUGUAGCAUUGCACAGGUUCUUCCGUGACAUAGACCCUGCAUCGAGCCCUAAGAAGGUUGUAGAGCUGAUCAGGACCUGCAAUAUCAGCCCUGAGCUGUUAGCCACGUUGCCGGAAGCCGCUAAAGCACCACUCAUGGAGGCUAUUACGAGAUGUCAGGCGAAUCCACCUACUACAUGGUCGAGCUCACUACUCAGACUGGUCCAGCGCGAAGACUUGGAUCUUAGUCACACGCCAGUUGCAGACUUUGCCCAUGAUAGCCACUUGGCCACAACAGGCGGAGGUCUGCAUGCAGCUGGCACAACACGAGACGUUCACACCAUAUGUCAAGGCGCUGAUCGAAUGGAAGCAAUUCAAUCAACGUCUGAAGUUGAUCGGCACUACAUCACGCGACUCAUAUUCCGCGAAGAUAGGCGGUUCAUGGAGGCAUACACGCUGCUAGAACCUCUGCGGCAGACUGUCGCAGAGUACAAAGCUGACAACCGGCAAGACGAUGCAGCAAUGCUCGAGGGACAGAAAACACUGAUGCAGUGGGUCAUGGUGCGCACGUUCUCUUUGCCGUUGGGCAGUUCCAUGAUCAAGUUCAGCAGCAAGAAACCUCUGCUGACAGAGAAAUACCCGCUAUACGGCUUCUCUACAUCAUGCCUCAUGAAGCCAAUGGGUAACGUUGUCACUGCAGAACGGCAAAAUUAUUCCGAGGAGAAGUACUUUUGGGCAUUCUUUAACGCUGGUGCUGCAGCUGGUCUCAGCAUAUCGCGCGACGCCCAGGGCAUCGACACGUCAUGGAUCAUGUACAACAAACCUUCAGAGUUGACGAACAAGCAUGCUGGACUGUUGCUUGGCCUUGGUCUGAAUGGCCAUCUGAGAACGAUUGCGAAGUGGCUGUCAUUCAAGUACCUUACUCCCAAACAUACCAUGACUUCGGUCGGCUUAUUGUUGGGCUUAGCCGCCUCAUUCAUGGGUACCAUGGAUACGCUGGUUACAAGACUGCUGUCGGUGCAUGUCACAAGAAUGCUUCCACAAGGAGCAGCCGAGCUAAACCUCUCUCCCUACACCCAGACCACGGGCCUGAUGGGCAUUGGUUUACUCUACUACAACACACAGCACCGUCGCAUGAGCGAAGUGAUGCUUUCAGAGAUCGAGUUUGUUGAGAUUCCAGAUCCAUCAGAACCACCAGAUAGUUUGCGGGAUGAAGCUUACAGGCUGGCUGCGGGCUUCGCGCUCGGCUUCAUCAACCUGGGCAAGGGUAAAGAUCUUAGAGGUCUCCACGAUAUGCGUAUAGUUGAGCGUCUCAUGACAGUCGCUGUAGCGCCUAAGCCCGUCAACGUUGUUCACAUCCUCGAUCAAGCCACAGCUGGAGCAGUCAUCGCCGUUGCCCUCAUCUUCAUGAAGACCCACGACCAGACCGUCGCGCGCAAGAUAGACAUCCCGGACACGCUGCCCCAGUUCGACUACGUUCGCCCAGACAUUUUCCUCCUCCGCACCCUCGCAAAACAUCUCAUCAUGUGGGAUACCAUUGAAGCUUCGGACUCCUGGAUCAUCAAGAAUCUGCCGUACGAUUAUCGCGAAGCCUGGGACCUCAAAGGUAUAACACGACUCCGUAGCGAGCAAAUGCCCUUUUACAACAUCAUCGCAGGUCUGCUGUGGGCUGUGAGUCUCAAGCAUGCUGGUACGGGGGACAUUCAGGUCCGCGACUUCCUGAUCAAGUAUUUGGAUCAACUGAUACGUAUCAACAAACUUCCCGCCGUACGCUAUGAUUCUAAGCUUUCCAAGAACACAGUCCGGAACUGUCAAGAUCUCAUUGCUCUAGCCGCCGCAACUGUCAUGGCAGGAACUGGCGAUCUCGACGUCUUCCGUCGCUUGCGCGGUCUCCAUGGCCGCAUUGGUCCAGAUAUUCCCUACGGCUCUCAUCUCGCAGCUCAUAUGGCCUUCGGCACUCUGUUCAUCGCGGGUGGUACCCAGACCUUCAGUCGCAGCAACAAAGCCAUUGCCAGUCUGAUCUGCGCAUUCUACCCCCUGUUUCCCUCCGACGUACAAGACUCGCGGGCCCAUCUCCAGGCGUUCCGUCACUUCUGGGUACUAGCCGCCGAACCCAGAUGUCUUGUUGUGCGGGACGUAGACACAGGACGCGCCAUAUCCAUGCCCAUCAACGUCGUUUUCAAAGACAAUCAAGAAGGGAACGAGGUGCCACAAACAAAGACACUAGUAGCGCCCUGUCUCCUCCCAGAAAUCCAUCUUAUCAGCCGCCUUGAAACAGCAGAUCAGACGUACUGGCCCACGACCCUAGAUUUUGUGCACAACCCACUCCAUCUCAAAUCCUUCGAGCGCAACCAAACACUAAACGUUCGCCGCCGCUCUGCCCACGAUACGUACGCCACGGCGUUUAGUUCUACCCUUGUCGCCCUCAACGACGCGCAAUCAUCCAAGACGGCCAACCUCCUCUUCCACUGGAUCUUCACCCUUCCCGCGCUAUCGCAGUUCAUAUCUGCCAGCGACGCAGGACUCAUAUUGCCACUCGAUCAACACAGUAAGAGCUGGUUGGACCCCGGAGCUACUGUCGUGGAGUCGAGGUUGGUGUUGGGUAGGCUGGCGAAGAGCUGGAAGGUUGAGGAGCUGAGGCAGUUGAAGGGCGUGUUUGAGUGGGCGGAUGCGGCGUGUAGGCAAAAUGGGAAGUUGAGGUGGUUGGGUAGGGAGGUUGUGGAGAGGAUCAAGGCGGGGGUUAUGGAUCGGGGGAGGGGGAUGGGCGGGUAG
This is a messenger RNA of Alternaria arbusti, 6006 nucleotides long. RefSeq lists its product as uncharacterized. Lineage: Eukaryota; Fungi; Ascomycota; Dothideomycetes; Pleosporales; Pleosporaceae. Bases 1 to 6006 code for a protein of 2001 amino acids. The transcript is spliced from 2 exons. Gene Ontology annotation, cellular component: anaphase-promoting complex. Gene Ontology annotation, biological process: anaphase-promoting complex-dependent catabolic process; protein K11-linked ubiquitination; metaphase/anaphase transition of mitotic cell cycle. The record is from RefSeq and is a predicted model, not a curated record. Gene Ontology annotation, molecular function: molecular adaptor activity.